Messenger RNA from Orycteropus afer afer, 4941 nucleotides. NCBI's taxonomy places the organism in Eukaryota, Metazoa, Chordata, Mammalia, Tubulidentata, Orycteropodidae. The record is from RefSeq and is a predicted model, not a curated record.
AUGGAAGAGUCUAAGACCUCUAAAAAUGAAAAUCAUGAACCAAAGAAGAAUGCUUGGGCUAUUUGUGAAGAAAGCAAAGCAGUAAAAGUUAUAAAUAAUCAGACUUUGAAAACAAGAAAUGAUAAAUCCUUUAAAGAAAUUGGGACCAGCUCUCCAAAUAGGAAUAGUAGUAAAAAAAAUAAGCAAAAUGAUACUUGUAUAGAAAAAACGGAAGUUAAAUCAUGCAAGGUAAAUCCUGCCAGUGUUCCAGGCCCUAAAGAUUUGGGGUUGGUCUUUCGAGAUCAAAGUCUUUGCAAAGCAAAAAAAUCACCUAAGUCGCCACUAAAAGUCGAAAAGGCGUCUAUUUCACAGGCAAAAGUAGAAAAGACACCUAGUUUACAGGCAAAAACAGAAAAAUCACCAAAGUCACCUAAUUCACCAAGAAGAACAGAAAAAGUACCCAGUUCUCAGAUGAAAUCAGAAAAGGUGCCUAAUUCACCAGCAGAAGCUGAAAAUGUGCCCAGUUUACUGUUGAAAGAAAAUAUGAGACAGAUGGAAUUACAGCAGAUUGGGAGAAAAAUUCCAAGCUCCUUUACUUCUGUGGACAAAGUGAAUAUUGAAGGUGUACAGGGGAAAAAAUGUGCUCUGGAAAAUUCAUUACGAUCUCAGAAGCAACAGACAUGCACAGAUAAUAUUGGUGAUUCUGAUGAUAGUGCUUCAGGAAUUGAAGACAUAUCGGAUGAUUUGAGUAAAAUGAAGAAUGAUGAAUCAAAUAAAGAAAAUUCCUCAGAGAUGGAUUAUUUAGAAAAUGCCACUGUGAUAGAUGAAUCUAUACUGACACCUGAACAGAGGCUUGGCUUGAAACAAGCUGAAGAACGCUUAGAAAGAGAUCAUAUCUUUCGACUUGAAAAACGCUCACCAGAAUAUACCAAUUGCCGAUACCUAUGCAAACUUUGCUUAAUUCACAUUGAAAACAUACAGGGAGCUCAUAAACAUAUAAAGGAGAAACGACAUAAGAAAAAUAUUCUGGAAAAACAGGAAGAAAGUGAACUUCGUUCUCUGCCACUUCCUUCCACUGCCCACUUGGCCGCUUUAAGUGUUGCAGUUGUUGAGUUAGCAAAAGAACAAGGGAUAACAGAUGAUGACCUCAGAGUUCGGCAAGAAAUUGUGGAGGAAAUGUCAAAGGUUAUAACAACAUGUUUACCAGAAUGUUCACUUAGGUUAUAUGGCUCAUCACUGACUAAGUUUGCUUUGAAAAGUAGUGAUGUUAAUAUAGAUAUAAAAUUUCCUCCCAAGAUGAAUCAUCCAGAUCUUCUAAUACAAGUACUUGGGAUUUUAAAAAAAAAUGUAUUGUUUGUAGAUGUGGAAUCUGAUUUUCACGCUAAAGUUCCUGUUGUGGUGUGCAAAGAUCAGAAAAGUGGUUUACUUUGUAGAGUGAGUGCUGGAAAUGAUAUGGCAUGCCUCACUACUGAUUUACUGGCUGCUCUGGGCAAAAGGGAACCUUUCUUUACUCCCUUGGUGUUAGCUUUUCGCUACUGGGCAAAGUUGUGCCAUAUUGAUUCCCAAACUGAUGGUGGAAUCCCCUCUUACUGUUUUGCUUUAAUGGUGAUGUUUUUUCUACAACAAAGAAAACCCCCUCUUCUUCCUUGCUUACUUGGAAGUUGGAUUGAAGGCUUUGACCCAAAAAGAAUGGAUGACUUUCAGCUGAAGGGCAUAGUAGAAGAGAAGUUUGUGAAGUGGGAAUGUAAUUCAAGUAGUGCAACUGAGAAAAACUCAAUUGCUGAGGAAAACAAAGCUAAGGCAGACCAACCAAAAGAUGAUACCAAGAAGACAGAAACAGACAACCAAAGUAAUGCCAUGAAGGAAAAACAUGGCAAAUCUCCUUUAACAUUGGAAACACCAAAUCAGGUAUCCCUGGGACAGUUAUGGUUAGAGCUACUAAAAUUUUACACACUGGACUUUGCUUUGGAGGAGUAUGUCAUAUGUGUACGAAUAAAAGAUAUUUUAACAAGAGAGAACAAAAACUGGCCUAAAAGACGAAUAGCCAUUGAAGAUCCGUUUUCAGUCAAGAGGAAUGUUGCACGGAGCUUAAACAGCCAGCUUGUUUACGAAUAUGUUGUGGAAAGGUUCAGGGCAGCUUAUCGGUAUUUUGCCAGUCCUCAGAGAAAGGGUGGAAAUAAGUCUACAGUGGAUUCCAAGAAAAAAGAAAAGGGGAAAAUAAGCAAUAAGAAACCAGUGAAGUCGGACAAUAUGGCAACCAAUUGUUGCAUUCUGCUUGGAGAAAGCACAGAAAAAAUAAAUGCAGGAAGAGAUCUACUGGAUAAAUAUGAUGAAAUGGAAUGUACAUCACAGAGAUGUAUUACUGACAAUGUUUCGUUGGUGAAUGAACUAGAUUUGGCUGGACAUGGACAGGAAUCUUCAUCUCUCAUUACCAGUGAAGGCAGUCAAUUAGAGCCAAAAUCAGUUAAGAAACAGAAUGAUUUAUCACCCUCAGAAACUUAUGUGAAAAAGGAGCUCAGCCAGUGUGAUUGCAAUGAAUAUAAGUCCCCUGACCCAAGUGAAUCUGCCACUACUGGGUGCAGGUCAAAUUUAGAAACACAGAAUUCACUUCAGAUUGCGUGCGCUGACAUGUCUGCUACCUCUUGCAAGUGCAAAGCUACAGAAGAUGCUUCUGACACUAAUGGUGAUGAUAUCCUCCUCACCCAGGAAUUAUAUUAUGUGUUUGAUAAGUUUAUUUUAACCUCUGGCAAGCCACCAACAAUAGUAUGCAGCAUCUGCAAAAAGGAUGGCCAUUCAAAAAAUGAUUGCCCAGAAGAUUUCAGGAAAAUUGAUCUAAAACCUCUUCCACCAAUGACAAACCGGUUUCGGGAAAUACUGGAUUUAGUGUGUAAGAGAUGUUUUGAUGAGUUAUCACCACCUUUCUCUGAACAACACAACAGGGAGCAAAUUUUAAUUGGUUUGGAAAAGUUUAUUCAAAAAGAAUAUGAUGAAAAAGCAAGAUUGUGUUUAUUUGGCUCUUCUAAGAAUGGAUUUGGAUUUCGUGAUAGUGAUCUGGAUAUUUGUAUGACCCUGGAAGGCCAUGAAAAUGCAGAGAAAUUAAAUUCUAAGGAAAUAAUAGAAAAUUUGGCAAAAAUUCUUAAGAGACAUCCAGGUUUAAGAAACAUUUUGCCUAUAACUACUGCCAAAGUGCCUAUAGUGAAAUUUGAACACAGACGAAGUGGAUUAGAAGGUGAUAUCAGUUUAUAUAAUACAUUGGCUCAGCAUAACACAAGAAUGCUAGCUACUUAUGCAGCUAUUGAUCCUAGAGUGCAGUACUUGGGAUAUACUAUGAAAGUGUUCGCUAAGCGAUGUGACAUAGGAGAUGCUUCCAGGGGAAGUUUAUCUUCAUAUGCUUAUAUCCUCAUGGUGCUGUACUUUCUGCAGCAACGAAAACCACCUGUUAUCCCAGUUCUACAAGAGAUCUUUGAUGGAAAACAGAUUCCACAGAGAAUGGUUGAUGGAUGGAAUGCCUUUUUCUUUGAUAAAACAGAAGAAUUGAAAAAGCGUUUACCUUCACUUGGAAAGAACACAGAAACAUUAGGAGAGCUUUGGCUGGGACUGCUUCGCUUCUAUACUGAAGAGUUUGAUUUCAAGGAAUAUGUAAUUAGCAUUCGGCAGAAAAAGCUGUUGACAACGUUUGAGAAGCAGUGGACAUCCAAAUGCAUUGCAAUUGAAGACCCUUUUGAUUUGAAUCAUAACCUUGGUGCUGGAGUUUCCAGAAAAAUGACCAAUUUUAUCAUGAAGGCAUUUAUCAAUGGAAGGAAACUUUUUGGUACCCCCUUUUAUCCCCUCAUUGGCAGAGAAGCUGAGUACUUCUUUGAUUCCAGAGUAUUAACCGAUGGAGAACUGGCUCCCAAUGAUCGAUGUUGCCGCGUGUGUGGAAAAAUAGGCCACUACAUGAAAGACUGCCCUAAGAGGAGAAGCAGUUUACUGUUUAGACUAAAGAAGAAAGACAGUGAAGAAGAGAAGGAAGGGAAUGAAGAAGAUAAAGACUCCCGAGAUGUUCUUGACCUCCGAGAUGGCCACGACACUCGAGACUAUAGAGAUCCCAGAGACCUCAGAUGUUUUAUAUGUGGAGAUGCAGGACAUGUACGAAGGGAGUGCCCAGAGGUCAAGCUGGCCCGACAGAGGAAUAGCAGUGUGGCAGCAGCCCAGCUGGUCCGCAACCUUGUAAAUGCCCAGCAGGUGGCCGGUUCAGCUCAGCAACAGGGGGAUCAGCCCAUAAGGACUAGACAGUCCUCAGAAUGUUCUGAUUCACCAUCUUAUUCCCCUCAGCCUCAGCCAUUUCCACAGAACUCUUCCCAGUCAGCUGCUAUUACUCAGCCUCCAUCACAGACAGGAUCCCAACCUAACCUUGGCCCACCUCAGCAGGGAGCCCAGCCUCCACAUCAGGUCCAGAUGCCUAUGUUUAACUUUCCUCAGUCACCACCAGCUCAGUAUUCUCCCAUGCACAAUAUGGGAUUAUUGCCAAUGCAUCCGCUCCAAAUCCCUGCCCCAUCUUGGCCCAUUCAUGGCCCAGUGAUCCACUCUGCACCAGGCAGUGCCCCCAGCAAUAUUAGCCUGAAUGAUCCCAGCAUCAUCUUUGCACAACCUGCUGCCAGACCCGUGGCGAUCCCUAGCUCCUCUCAUGAUGGACACUGGCCUCGUACUGUGGCUCCGAAUUCCCUGGUGAACAACAGUGCAGUUGGGAAUUCAGAGCCAGGCUUUCCAGGACUAAAUCCUCCAAUUCCUUGGGAACAUGCACCACGUCCCCAUUUCCCCCUUGUCCCAGCUUCGUGGCCUUAUGGUUUGCAUCAAAACUUCAUGCAUCAGGGAAAUGCCAGAUUUCAGCCCAACAAACCUUUCUAUACUCAAGACAGAUGUGCCAACCGUCGAUGUAGAGAGCGUUGUCCCCACCCACCGAGAGGAAACGUGUCGGAGUAA